AUGCCAGCAGACCAUGCAGCCCACCGCGAAUGGCUCGACGGGGUGAUCAAGAAAGUCGACAAGAGUGAAAAGGCCCUGCAUCCGGUUCUUCAGGAAUUCAAGCAGUUGAUCGAAAGCAACACCAGGGUCUACAUGCUCUUAACUGGCAUGUUUAGAGAAGUCCCGCACAAGAAGCCAUACAGCAAGGAUCCCACCGGGACCGCUCAGAUCCGUGACUAUGAUCAUUUCUUGCGAGUUCUCAAUCAUCUGCUCACCUCGGCCCCGUCGUGGACCGACAAGGCUCACCGAAUUGGCCUGGUCGGCCUACCCAUCAAUGCUGUCCUGGACUGGGCAAUGGGCACCCCUAGUGGUUAUGCUGCAUUCUUAGACCCAGAGAUCAACGCCAUGCUGAAGAAAGUUCUCAAUGCAUGGGGAGAGUUCUUGCGAUCGCCCGCUUCGGCUGAGGUUUUGAACACUACCUCCCAUGGCUGGUUCGGCGAGACGGGCCACCGUGACCUGACAAUCGCAGCGAGAGUCGGACUAACGGCAGCUGAUAAUUUGGAAUUCCAUAAUAUGUUCCAGUGCGACCCAUCCGCGCCGAGUUUUGGCUUCAACUCCUGGGAUGAUUUCUUCACGAGACAGUUUUCUGAAGGGAUGCGCCCGGUUGCUGAGCCUGACAACGGUCGUGUGAUUGCCAACGCGUGUGAGUCCAAGCCAUACCGACUUGCCCACAAUGUUCGCGCCCGCGAUAAAUUCUGGAUCAAGAGUCAGCCGUACUCUGUGCUCGAUAUGUUGGGUCAUGACGAGCUCGCAUCGCAGUUCGUUGGUGGUACGGUGUACCAGGCGUUCCUCAGUGCGUUGAGCUAUCAUCGCUGGCAUGCACCCGUUAGUGGAAAAGUCGUGAAGGCCUAUGUUGUGGAUGGCACGUACUACUCGGAGCCACUUUUCGAGGGUGUCGGUAACCCGGCAGCCCAUUCUGAGGAUAUCGAUUUGGAAGGACAGGUCAUCUCGCAGUCGUACAUCACAGCAACCGCCACCCGUGCACUUAUCUUUAUAGAGGCGGACGAGCCGGCUAUUGGAUUGAUGGCGUUCAUUGGUGUAGGAAUGGCUGAAGUUUCGACUUGUGACAUCACAGUCAAAGAAGGUGAUCAUCUCAACAAGGGUGAUGAAAUCGGCAUGUUCCACUUUGGUGGGUCUACCCACUGCUUGCUUUUCCGGAAGGGCGUCAAAGUGUCCGGGUUUCCAGAGCCAGGAAGAGAGGAGAAUGUGCCUGUUCGGAGCCAUUUGGCGACGGUGUCUUGA
This is a messenger RNA of Penicillium daleae, 1281 nucleotides long. RefSeq lists its product as uncharacterized. Gene Ontology annotation, molecular function: phosphatidylserine decarboxylase activity. The record is from RefSeq and is a predicted model, not a curated record. Lineage: Eukaryota; Fungi; Ascomycota; Eurotiomycetes; Eurotiales; Aspergillaceae. The transcript has a single exon. Gene Ontology annotation, cellular component: mitochondrion. Bases 1 to 1281 code for a protein of 426 amino acids. Gene Ontology annotation, biological process: phosphatidylethanolamine biosynthetic process.